GAUGAUGGCUCCCCGCGGCCUGCUGAACCCCAAACUUUACAAAGGCUGUCUGUAGGAGGCCCCUGGCUUUUCCCCUAAUAGGUUCUCCUAUCUUCCCGCUGAUGUUAAUGAUCAGGCCAAAAGCGUAUCUGUUCCAAAAAGUAAGGUUUGUAGCUCGGGCCGGAUACCUUUUGCGGGCGGGGGACCGUUAUCCGCACUCUCAUAUUAUGAACGCCCCAUCAGCUUUGCAACAUUGGGUCGAGAGAUUCGACGCUUAAUCCUGACAUAGUGUCCGUCUCGACCGUCUUCUCUCUCCAUGGCUUCUGACAAGAAUGAUGCCUCAUACGGGGCUCAGGAACUUAGGGCCCUGGUCUCCCAGGCGCUGCACGUUCCAGAGAACUCUAUUCACGAUGGUGACUCCUUUGUCAGUCUUGGGGGCGACUCCUUCAAAGUCGUACGGCUGUAUCAGAAAUGCAUCAGUUUAGGCCUGGAUGUACGCAUCCAAGACAUCCUCAAACGGCCGCUGGGAGAGAUAAUUGCUCUCGCGGAUCGAUCCGGAUGUAAACUAAGCCGAUAUGUCAACAGUGAGCCAGCAAGAUUUUCGCUAAUGCCGUCCGAGUACGACUUUAGCAGGGCUUACAAGCACAUCCAAGAGAAGUAUGGCCUGGCGCCAGAUGCCAUCCAAGACGUCCACCCGUGCAGCCCAAUGCAGGAGAGCAUGUACAUCGGCCAAAAGCUGAGCUCGACGCCCCUCUAUCGGACUCGCGGUCUCUUCUUGGCACACCGCAGACUUGACCUGCGCGACUUUGAAAGGGCAUGGAGCAACGUCGUCCAAAGACACCAGUCGCUCCGGACAGUCUUUGUAGAAACUUCGGACCCAAGCUCGGGUCGAGCUCUGGAUGCGGUCAUAUUGGAGAAAUAUCCAUCCGCCGUGACAGUGACGACCGACGCCGGCCAUGUCCAUGAGAUUGUCGAGAGAUUCCAUAACAAGCCCUGCCAGGCGACUUCGGACCGCACUGAACCAAACGAAUCGCGGCAUAAAGUCACCGUUUACAUCUCCGGCGGCCAGACACUUGUUGAGUUCGAUCUAAGUCAUUUGUCAAUAGACGGAGAAUCAUUAACGAUACUCGUCAAUGAUCUGACGAGAGCGCUCAUCGGCCAGAAAGUCGACAAGCCAGCCCCAAGCUACCGGAGGUACAUCGACUAUCUCCAGAACCAGGCUGAUGAAGAUGCUGCGCUCGACUACUGGGUGGAGUACUUGGACGGCGCCGAGCCGUGCUGCUUCCCGGCCAUGAACGACAACAGCGCCGGCGACGAGGGCUCGUCUCAGGUGAUAGAAAUCAUGCCUGCCGUCCACGGUGAGACACUGGAGCUCAUUCAGGCCUUCUGCCGUGGCGCCAACACAACCGUGUUCGGCGCGUUACAGGCGGUAUGGGCCCUCGUCCUCUACGCGUACACGGGAGACGACGACGUGUGCUUUGGCUACCUCUCAUCCGGACGGGACCUUCCCAUCAGCGGUGCUUUCGACAUUGUCGGACCGAUGAUGAGCCUCCUCGUGUGUCGGGUGCGAUGCGUGGCAAAGAGGACCGUCGGUGACCUCGUCGACGCCGUUAGGGAUGACUUUGUCAACGCGAUGCCGUACCAGUGCUACUCUCUAGGCAAAGUGCGACGGAUACUGGGCAUGAACGAGACGUCGAGGCUGUUCAAUACGAUUGUGACAGCCUACCACUCCUCGUCAACCCCGGUUGUCAACGUCGGGACCGACGGUGAGGUUCUCAAGAUGCUCGCCAGAAGCAACACCUCCGAGUUCGACCUUGUGCUCAAAAUUGUCGCCUCGGACCGCGACCUGAGCAUAAGGCUCGCCUACGCCACCGCCACCCUGUCUCGAGCUAUGGCCGAGAGGGUCUCGCAGACCUUCUCCGCCUUCCUCGAAAGGCUUAUUAGAGUCGGUCGCACUGCGGGCUGCCACGUAAGUCGUAUUAUUGGAAUCGGUCCUCGUGACGCGCGUCAGAUCUCCGCCUUGAACUCUGUCACCAGCGGCCUGUGUACCGAGGCGGCGUGUGUCCACGAGCUCAUCGAGCGGCAGGCGCGCCUACGGCCAGCAGCGCCCGCCAUUUAUGCCUGGGAUGGCGAGAUGAGCUACCGGGAACUGGAUGAGGCGGCCGACAUCGUCGUGCGUCAUAUUGCGAGCCUCGGUAUAGGGCCGGGAGCGUACAUUGCUCUUUGCUUCGACAAGUCCCUGUGGUAUUCUGUCGCGCUUUUGGGCGUCUUGAAGAGCGGCAACGCCUUUGUGCCCAUUGAUGUCGAGAAUCCUACAUCACGCAGGCUGGAAAUCCUGCAGCAACUGGGCAUUGGCGGGAACUCGGGCCUAGUCAUUUGUUCGAGCAGCCAGGCUUCAUCCUUGAAGCAUCUCAGCGGACAUGUGCUUCAAUUACCUUGUGCGAAGCUCGACGCCGAGCUGCGCUCGCCCUCUCUUCCAGUGUCUGUUGACCAUCCGGCCUAUGUCAUCUUCACGUCGGGUUCUACCGGAACACCCAAGGGUGUCAUUGUGGACCAUCGAGCAUACACAUACGCUGUCCAUGCUCACAGCGGCGGCAUUCGUAUCGAUCAGGACUCCAGGGUCCUCCAGUUUGCCUCGUACGGCUUUGACACCAGCAUUGAAGAUCAUCUGACCACGUUGGCUGUGGGUGCCUGCUUGUGCGUGCCCUCGGACGAAGACCGUCAUACUCUCCUGGGCCUCGCAUCUUUUGCUCGUAGCUCUGGCGCCAACUGGGCGCACCUCACGCCGUCCUUUGCCGCCAUGCUGCCCCCCUCCCUCCUGCCGACGAUCCGCUACAUGGUUCUCGGCGGCGAGCCGAUGACGGGGGAUAACAUUCGCAUCUGGUCCUGCCCAUCUCCCGGACCGCAGCUCAUUCAGGUCUAUGGACCGUCCGAGUGCUGCGUGACAAGCACCAUCACCCAGCCCGUACUCCCUGACAGCGACCCAACCGACAUUGGCACCGCGCUGCCCGGCUGUAAAACAUGGAUUGUCAAGCCCAGCGACCCGGACAGUCUCCAAGUGGUCGGAGCUGUGGGCGAGCUGCUAGUCGAAGGCCCAAUUCUUGCCAAGGGCUAUCUCGGUGAUGCCGAGCGGACUAGCAUUGCCUUCGUCGAGGGCCUGCGCUGGGCCCCCGACAAGAGACUUUAUCGAACGGGCGACCUGGUGCGGUACGACUCGGCCGGACACCUGCACUUUGUCGGUCGCCGGGACACUCAGGUCAAGCUCCGCGGUCAGAGGAUAGAGCUUAGGGAGAUCGAGCGGCGGUUGGCACUCAACCCUUCGGUCCAGCACUGCCUCCUCCUUGUCCCCGGAUCAGGACCAUGUGCAGGGCGGCUCAUCGCCAUAGGAAGCCGAAACGCCCGACAUGAAAACGCGCCCCCCGACGUCUCGGUUCUGCCGUUGUCCAUUGAACUCUGCGAGGAUACGCCUUGGCUUGACCGCGUCGACGAUUUGAGGAGCUUUCUCGUCGAGAGGCUUCCCGCGUACAUGAACCCGGACAUCUGGGUGCUUGUCCGAGCCAUUCCAAGGAAUUCAUCAGGCAAGCUCGAUAGACGAAAGGCAGCCCGAUGGCUCGAGGGUCUCGCGACAGAGGACUUCUCGCACCUAAUCACGCUGCAGGAGAGGGAGUCCAAAGAAUACCAGCCCACCGAACAGGAUUUUACCAUGCGGCGCAUCUGGAGUGAGGUCUUAAAUAUUCGGGAGGACGACGUGGGCUGGAACACGUCCUUUUAUCAUCUGGGCGGCGAUUCCAUUUCAGCCAUGGCACUCAGUAGCUUGGCGCAGCGUGGAGGCGUGGCCACGUCUCCCGCCGAUAUCCUCCGGCACAAGACCAUCAUGAACAUCACGAGGGCAGCUUCGAAAAGACAACCGCCGCGGAGUGACACCGACAAGUCAGCCGCAAGUACAGACUCUUCUGCAUCCGAGUUCGUACCGUUAUCGCCUAUACAGCGAUUGCACUUUGAAGCGUCACCUCAGGGGGACUCGCUUGAUCAACAAAGCGUGGUGAUGCAAGUCACAAAGGAAUUGGACCAGAAAGAGCUCCUCAGAGCCAUAGACUCUGUUUUUGAAGCGCACCCCAUGCUACGUGCCCGCUUCGAGUGUCAUGACGGUGUGUGGAAGCAGCGGCUGCCUCCCAGCUCUGCCUCAGCCGCAGCCCCCGCCGAUACUCACGACUACCGGGCCCGCUUCCACAAUCGAGAUGAGCCUGGUUAUGUUCUGGAGUGUAUUGCCGAGUCGCAGGCGUCCAUUGAUUUCGUCCACGGCCCGCUAGCGGCCUUUGAUGUGUUCAAGGACGAGACCCAGACUCUCUUAUCGGCAACGAUCCACCACUUGGUCGUUGAUACCGUCUCGUGGCGGAUACUAUUUCGGGAGCUGGAAGAAUUUCUCAAAGACGGGACACGCCCGGCACCCGAGGCCACCCCGUUUCAGGCAUGGUCCUCAGCGCAAUGUGAGUUCGCGUCUGAAUUGGAUCCGCAACGUGUCCUGCCGGCCCACGAAGAGACUUUGGCAGUGGAUUUGGGAUUCUGGGGCAUGGAUGGCAAAGAAAACACGCAUUUUCAUGUGACGUCCCGUGACUUAUAUGUCGAUGAGCGUCGCUGUGUGCCACGGAGCGGAACUGAGCACGGUGACAUUGAUAUCGUCUCUGCUGUCUUGGAGUCGUUUGAGAAGGUGUUCGGACGCCACCCCAUCCUUUUCCAGGAGGGUCAUGGCCGAGAGCCGUUCGCUCCCCAUCUGGAUCCAUCAAGCACAGUUGGCUGGUUCACAACCUUUUGCCCAGUUGUCGUCCCCAAGUGUCGUGAUGACAUGACCAAAAUCGUCCACGAGGCCAGGUUGCGCACGCCACUUAACGGCCUGGCGUACUUUGCUUCGCGGUUCCUCAGCGAGGACGGUGCCAAGGCCUUUGGAAACCGUCACUCGCCGAUGGAAGUCACGCUCAACUAUCUGGGAUCGUUUCAGCAGUUCCAGAGGAGCGACUCGGUCUUCAGACGGUGCGGUCAAGAAUUGACCGACAAGGUAUCCAACAUAAGGCGACGUAAGCGAGGGCACGCUUCGAGAUACGCCCUCAUUUCCCUAUUAGCAGUCCCAGGAGAUUGCGGGCUGCGCAUUCACGUCGAAUGGAGCACGCACAUGAGGCACCAGGACAAGAUCAACGAAUGGCUAUCUCAACUGGAAGAGAAUCUACGACAAACCCAUCUCUGCGGCCAGCCCAUGCUAGAAUCCCCUGGACGCAGAGCGCCUUUUGGUACUCCGAUGCCCUCUGCCUUCGGCAUGAAACGCAGCCAGGUUGAAGCCGUACUAAUGCUAGCCGAAUCCAGGCUGGGGCUUGAACCCAGCCAUAUAGAAUCUGUAUACCCCUGCUCUCCGCUCCAGAGCAGCCUGAUUCUCUCGCAACUGAAGAAGCCAGGCACUAACGACUAUGAACAACGCUUUAUCCUCAAACUCUCACGGAGGAACGGAGGGCUCGUCGACCUCGAUAGGUUGACGGCCGCUUGGAAGCGGCUCGUCGCAUCCCAUCCCAUCAUGCGCACCAUUUUUCUUGAGGACAUGUCGGGAACCUUUAUACAGGUCGUGUUGCGGUCCGUGGAUGUCCAAGUUGAACUUCUCCCCACGAAAGAAGACGCAUCGUCUCUCUGGGCGACCUGGGAUCCGCGCCUCCGAUGCCCCGGACCUCUGGGUGGCAGCGUGCAUCACAGGCUCGGCAUCCGCGUCGCCGCCGACGGAUCUGUCUACUGCCUGCUGGCCAAAAACCACCUAAUCACGGACGGCACAACAUCUCGACUUUUGUUAAUUAAUCUCAUAGCUGCAUAUGACGGCGCACCACUGGGCGAGACGUACACAUUUGCAACCUAUGUCGACUACACUUGCCAACAAGACAAACGGGCUGCCGUUCGAUAUUGGACUACCUACCUUGAGGGCGCCAGGCCUUGCUGCUUCCCCCGCCUACGGACAUGUUUGCCACAGAGAGAUCAACCGAACGAGUUCGUUCGCGCGAGCGGCGUCGUGCCGGAUACAUCCCUCGUCGACAUGGUAUCCAGGAAGCUUGAGGUGACCCGCGCGGCAGUCUUCCAGGCAGCUUGGGCGACGGUUCUGUCGGUGUAUGUCGGCCGUGACGACGUAGUCUUUGGGCUCCUCUCUCACGGAAGAAGCAUUCCGGUUACUGGCGCUGCAAAGAUGAUUGGCCCGAUGGCCGGUAUGGUGCCGAUGAGGGUCCGCAUCGAUGGGAGGAGGACCGAGAUGAAGGAGGUGGUGAACGCUGUGCACCACGACAACAUAGAGCACACCUCCCAGGAGCAUGCGCUCCUGUCACUGGCUGAGAUACAGCACACUUCUGAUUACAAGGGGGGAGCUAUGUUCAACACGAUACUCAACUACCAAAAAAGGAGUCGAGGUGACGCCUUCGCGUCUGGUAGCCUUAGAUGUGAGCUGGUCUUUUCGCGCGACACGAGCGAGUUCGAUGUUGCCGUUUCCGUGACCCAAGACGGCGACGACGAUGGCUUUCGCGUCACCAUUGAGUCACCAGCAUACUUCAUGUCCAAGAUUCAGACAGAGCGUCUUCUGGCAGUAUACCUCCAAGCUGUUCUGCAAAUAUGUGUUGGGCUUGACCGGCGGCCCCCUGAUCUCGAACUCUCCACCACGCUCGAUAUGCAGCAGGUGGUGGAAUGGAACAAAGCAUCGUCGCAGCUAGAGACCAGCCGUCGUUGCAUUCAUGGUAUGAUUGACGAGACGGCAGAUCGCCAGCCUUCAAGCCCGGCCAUCUCAUCUUGGGAUGGCGAACUCUCGUACGCGGAACUGAACGACCUGUCUAAGAGGCUGGCGUCCCGUUUGCAGACUCUGGGCACCAGACCGGGGGCCGUGGUGGUCCUGUGCUUCGAGAAGUCUCUCUGGGCCGUCGUGUCCAUGUUAGCAGUCGCCAGGUCAGGAGCGGCCUUUGUGCACAUCGACCCUGCAGGGCCAUCUAAAAGAAUCGAGUCCAUCGUGGGACAGACGAAGCCGGCGCUGGGCCUCGGGUCGGUGUCUGGUUACGAAAAGCUCUCACGCCACAUUCGGCCGGUCAUCGUUGUUGACCGAAGCCUAGUAGAGGGAAUCCCCUCCGUCAGCAACGUCUCUGACGUGGCCGUUGAUCCCGGAAGCGUGCUAUAUAUCUGCUUCACUUCCGGCACGACCGGCACGCCCAAAGGGGUUGUGAUCCCGCAUGAGUCCUUCUGCUCCGCUGUGGCAUCCAACAGCUCUGAGCUACAAAUCACAGCCGAGUCGAGAGUGCUUCAGUUUACGCACUUCUGCUUCGACGCGUGCCUCGAGGAGACUUUUACAGUCCUCGUGGCUGGCGGCUGCAUUUGCAUCCCAUCAGAGGAGGAGAGAAUCUCAGACCUGGCAGGAUUCGGAGUGCGGAAGAGUGUAAACUGGGCCGCAUUUACGCCAUCUCUGCUACGCACCCUCAACCCGGACGAGCUGGCGUCAUCGGUGCGCUUCAUCACUGUCCACGCCGAACCCAUGUGCGGCGACCUCGUCAGCCGCUGGGCGUCAAAGGUGCACAUGAGACCGUCUUACGGUCCGACCGAGUGCUCCGUCACCAGCACUGUCGGCGCACGAAUGACAGCCUACUCGGAUCCCGCCAAUAUCGGCCGCCCUGUUGGGUGCCACGCAUGGAUCGCGCACCCGGAAAACCACAGGAUUCUGGCCCCUGUUGGGGCCGUGGGUGAGUUGCUCCUAGAAGGUCCUAUAGUUGGCAAGGGGUACUGGGGAGACCAGGCCAAGACUGACGCGGCCUUUGUUGAACCACCGGACUGGUGGGGUCGCGUUGUAGACUCUGAGCCAUUCAGGUCUCGACGGAGGGUUUAUAAGACUGGGGACUUGGUGAGGUACGCCGAAGACGGCAGUUUGCUUAUCCUAGGACGCAAAGACGACUCCCAGGUCAAGAUCCGUGGGCAGCGGGUGGAGCUAAAGGAAAUACAACACCAUAUGGAUAACCUGCCAGGCACAGUGCGGUGCAGCAUGGCGCUGGUGCCGGUCUCCGGGAUAUUGAACGGUCGACUAGUGGCCGUUGCGAGUAUUGAGGCUCUGCAAUCGGACGGCGAUACUGGCUGCGGCGGCCUUUCGGUGUUCACAAAGAACGAACUAGGCGUCGAGGGCUUGCGGGUGAUACAGGAUGCAUUGGACGAAAUCACGACGUUCCUAGCGGACCACCUCCCGAGAUACAUGAUUCCAGACACUUGGCUUUUUGUCAAAAGUCUGCCGGUACAGACUUCGUUCAAACUCGACCGUCAGCGGGUUGGCAACUGGGUAGCUGGCUUGGAUCGUGAGACGAUGGAGGCUGCACUCGAGGUGCAGCGUAAGGAAGGGUCCAAGGGACAGCGCGGCACAGCUACCGAGGAGAUUAUCCGUAACAUAUGGGCAAAUGUGCUUCGUACAGAGGCUGAUUCGAUAGGACUUGACCAGUCCUUCUUGAGGCUCGGAGGCGACUCUAUUCACGCAAUCGAAACCGUGCGUCUCUGUAGGGAAGCAGGACUCGACAUAUCGACUUACGACGUCCUCGCUAACCCGACCGUCCGAGGCUUAGCCGUCGUCUUGGCCGAAAUUGCGAGUCGAAAGAAGGUACCUACGCCAUCACAGUCGCUCGAGGUCCGCAUCGGGUUGUUGCCGUCAUCGACGGCGAACAUGCCGCAGAGAGGAGUCGUUCAAGAAGACAACGUAGAAGCCGUGUUGGCCUGCACGCCGCUCCAGCAAAGAAUGUACACCGCCUUCUUCCAGAUGGCACAGAAGCCCUAUCUCGUCAACAACCUCGUGUCGCUCGGCUUGUUGGACAAUGACGGCGUCGCCGCGGCGUGGCAGCGCCUCGUUGACAGGCACGGUAUCCUGAGGAGUGUCUUCGUCGAGGACCCUCAGUCCGGGCAUGUCUACCAAAAGGUCCUGAAGAAGUGGGAGGCCGAUAUCACGUCUUGCUCUGUGCGGUGCGAGGCCGACGCCGUAGAGCACAGCAGGCGCCACGUCCAAACGGCCCGCACGAGUUUCCUACGAAACAAUUUGCCACCCUGGUCGAUUUGCAUCUACUCCCUUCCCAGCGGCAUUUUGUUGGCACAUCUCGUCUUUGGGCAUGUCCUGCUCGACCACGUCAGUCUGUAUCACCUAUUGGCUGACUUCGGAGCCCUCGCCCACAGCCAGACUCCGGCCCCGGACCCGGCUCCGGCCCCACCCGGCUUCGGUACGUACACACGCUACCUCGAGAAGACGCGUCAUCUGGACAAUGGAAACGCGUACUGGACAGUACAACUAAGGGGUGUCGAACCGUGCUGCGUUCCUGUCGAGCCUGCAGCUACCGCCGUCGGUCAAGGGGACUCGCAUGCCACUGGGAUCGUCCGGUUCUCGGUUCCGCUGACGGGAGCGGUGCACGAGUUCUUGCGUGAAACCGAGACGACACUCUCGAAUCUGCUGCAGCUAGCGUGGGCGAUGCUCCUGCAUCUUUACCUGGAUGGGCGGCAGUGGGUGUUAUUUGGGCAUCUCGUGUCUGAUCGAGACAUUCACUUGCCGCAGGCACAAGAAAUUGUAGGGCCAAUGUUGGCAAUGAUGGUGACACGCGUGGAGCUGAAUCAAGACAUGCGGAUAGAAGAGGUUAUCGGCAGCCUCCAGUCCGAGUUUGCUCGAGGACUUCAACACCGGACCUUUGACCUGACGGUCGUUGAACGGGAGCUCGGGCAUAGGCGGGGAGGGUUAUUCAACACCAUGUUCAACUAUCGCAAGGUCAAGUUUGUCGGCCAUGCAAGCAUCAAGGUCCGUUCGAUUUGGAGCCAGGACCCCCACGAGCAAAUUCUGGUCCUCGCCUUCAACGACGGGGUUGUGGGGCUAGACGCUAGCAUCACAUUUUACAAGUCGCUAUAUACGGAGGCCACAGUGAGGGCCAUCAGCAAGUGUUAUUGCCGGAUAUUAAAUGAGCUGAUACUGGAUCGCCGGGCGACGGUGGGAUCCAUCAGGCGGCGGGUGGGCUCUUUUGCUGUGUAAGGUCGCCGACAGAAGGCGGCAGUAACAGUAUUCUACAACCACUUCCAACGUAGGGAAGGCUUGACAGUUGUUUGGAGAGCUUAUACAGGCUCUGAGAUACGGUAGGAUCUAGACCC
This is a messenger RNA of Colletotrichum navitas, 10128 nucleotides long. Its product is annotated as amino acid adenylation domain-containing protein. Gene Ontology annotation, molecular function: catalytic activity; phosphopantetheine binding. The transcript is spliced from 8 exons. Gene Ontology annotation, biological process: secondary metabolite biosynthetic process; amino acid activation for nonribosomal peptide biosynthetic process. Gene Ontology annotation, cellular component: cytoplasm. Lineage: Eukaryota; Fungi; Ascomycota; Sordariomycetes; Glomerellales; Glomerellaceae. Bases 296 to 10012 code for a protein of 3238 amino acids. The record is from RefSeq and is a predicted model, not a curated record.